CAGGCAGCGGAGCUGGAACCCGGCGAGCCAGCCUCUGCAACAGGCUGGGGGCGGAAGGAGGAGCCAGGCGAAGCGGCGCCUCCGCUGAGAGGCCCGGCGGACCCUGCAGAGGCCCCCUGCCCCUCUGGCUCCGCCCACACCCGGGUCGCUAGAAAUACAGCCGUAGCCCCGCCCGCCGCGCACUGCGCUCUGACCCAGACCCGACUGACCCACCUACCCGCGAUCCUGCCCAUGGCUGACGGACUCUCUCGGCGCAGACCCUGGGGUCCCGAGCAGAUUCGCCCGGACUCCGAGUCCGAAGGCCUGUUUGACAAGCCUCCCCCGGAAGACCCUCCCGCUGCCCGCGGGCCCAGGUCGGCGUCGGCCGCGGGCAGGAAGGCUGGUCGGCGCGCGGGCGGGAGGGCGCAGGGGGGCCGCGCCGGGCAGCCCCCGAAGGCCGCAUCGCGCCCCCCGCCCAAGAAGGAGGCGCCUCCACUGGACGAGGGCUGCUAUCUCGACCAUUUUCCGCACCUCUCCAUCUUCAUCUACGCAGCCAUCGCCUUCUCCAUCACCUCCUGCAUCUUUACCUAUAUCCAUUUACAGCUUGCCUGA
Gorilla gorilla gorilla (western lowland gorilla) is the source of this 591-nucleotide messenger RNA. RefSeq lists its product as uncharacterized. Bases 232 to 591 code for a protein of 119 amino acids. The record is from RefSeq and is a predicted model, not a curated record. The transcript has a single exon. NCBI's taxonomy places the organism in Eukaryota, Metazoa, Chordata, Mammalia, Primates, Hominidae.